UUGGCAUUUGUCAGACCACGCCAAAACCACCGAUGUAUAAAUACCCACCUCAUAUCUCUCGUUAUCAUAGUUACUCGUUUCUCUUACUCUAACACAAAUUCUCAUCUGAUCAUGUCUGGCUACCCCCACCAGCCACCUGGCUACGGCUACGGCUACGGCGCGCCACCGCCGUCUCAAUCGUACGGCGGGCCACCGCCAUCUCAAUCGUACGGCGGGCCACCGCCGGCCCAGCCCUACUCCGCCUACGGCCAGCCCUCCGCUCCCUACGCCGCACCCUACAACAAACCUCCGAAGGACGAAUCCCACUCCCACGGAGGCUCCAGUGGCGGUUACCCACCGCCGGUAUCGGGGUAUGGCAGCCCCUUCGCGUCGCUUGUGCCGUCGGCCUUCCCUCCCGGCACGGACCCUAACGUGAUCGCGUGCUUCCAGAUGGCUGAUCAAGACGGAAGCGGAUUCAUCGAUGACAAGGAGAUGCAGAGAGCACUUUCUUCCUAUAACCAAAGCUUCAGCUUGAGAACGGUUCAUCUUCUCAUGUAUCACUUCACCAACACCAACGUCAAAAAGAUAGGACCCAAGGAAUUCACAACCCUAUUUUACAGUCUUCAGAACUGGAGGUCAAUUUUUGAGAGAUUUGAUAAGGAUAGGAGUGGAAAAAUCGAUUCGACUGAGUUGCGAGAUGCUCUGUUGAGUUUGGGUUAUGCUGUUUCUCCUGUGGUAUUGGAUUUGCUCGUCUCCAAGUUUGACAAAACCGGUGGAAAAAGCAGGGCCAUAGAAUAUGACAAUUUUAUCGAGUGUUGUCUUACUGUUAAGGGACUAACCGACAAAUUCAAGGAGAAGGAUACUGGGUAUACUGGCUCUGCUACCUUUACCUAUGAAUCGUUUAUGCUGACUGUUUUGCCAUUCCUAAUAGCUUAGGGAAAAUAAUGGCGUAUGGUCUCAGUUGACUUUGUAAAUGGCCAGGCCUGUAUUUGGUUUGAAAGUGUGGCCGAAUUUCUAUUUCCAGUCUUUAAUUUGCCAGUGUUCCCUGUUGUUCUAGUUUGCAAAUAAGCGAAUCCUAAAAUACUGUAUUUCCAGCUAGUUGAGAAUUUUCUUUGGCUGCUGUAUGAUAAUGAAGCCUUGAAAAUGAGAUUCAGUGGUAUUGGUGAUCCAUCUCGGUAUUAGAAUUUUCAAGUAUUUGUCUUUUCCUAAACCCAAAAGAAUGAAGAAUACACGACAUAAUUAAACUUUC
Abrus precatorius (Indian licorice) is the source of this 1228-nucleotide messenger RNA. RefSeq names its product probable calcium-binding protein CML49. Bases 112 to 915 code for a protein of 267 amino acids. The transcript has 5 exons. Gene Ontology annotation, molecular function: calcium ion binding. NCBI's taxonomy places the organism in Eukaryota, Viridiplantae, Streptophyta, Magnoliopsida, Fabales, Fabaceae. The record is from RefSeq and is a predicted model, not a curated record.